UCAAAUGAGUCAAACGUCGUCAAAUAUUCCACGUAUUUUGGUAAUUGUAUAGAUCAACUGUUAAAUACUUGGCACAUCUGAUCUGUGAGACCGUUAUCAAACAUGUUAACAAAGUUCGAAACCAAAUCUGCCCGAGUGAAGGGACUAUCCUUCCACCCCAAACGCCCCUGGAUCCUCGCCAGCUUGCACAGCGGCUGCAUCCAACUGUGGGACUACCGAAUGUGCACCUUGUUAGAAAAAUUCGAAGAACAUGACGGCCCUGUCCGAGGCAUUUGCUUCCACAACCAACAACCUCUGUUUGUGUCUGGAGGAGAUGACUAUAAAAUCAAAGUGUGGAAUUACAAGCAGAAACGAUGUAUCUUCACGCUCUUAGGCCACUUGGAUUACAUUCGCACCACUAUGUUCCACCAUGAGUAUCCCUGGAUUGUGUCUGCUUCUGAUGAUCAGACAAUCAGAAUCUGGAAUUGGCAGAGUAGAACAUGCAUUUGUGUACUCACUGGGCACAAUCACUAUGUCAUGUGUGCUAUAUUCCAUCUUACAGAUGAUUUGCUAGUUUCUGCUUCAUUGGAUUCUACUGUGAGAGUUUGGGACAUAUCUGGAUUGAGGAAGAAAAAUGUUGCUCCUGGGCCUGCAGGUCUGGAAGACCACCUGAAAAAUCCAGGUUCGACGGAUCUGUUCGGCCAAGCAGAUGCCGUGGUCAAACACGUCCUAGAGGGCCAUGAUAGAGGGGUGAACUGGGCCACUUUCCACCCCACCUUGCCCCUCAUAGUCUCGGGUGCUGACGACCGGCAAAUCAAGCUGUGGCGCAUGAACGAUUCCAAAGCAUGGGAAGUGGACACUUGCAGAGGCCACUACAACAACGUCUCCUGUGUGCUCUUCCAUCCCAGGCAGGAGCUGUUGCUGUCAAACAGUGAGGACAAGAGCAUCAGGGUGUGGGACAUGACAAAGAGGACUUGCUUGCAUACCUUCAGGAGGGAGCAUGAAAGGUUCUGGGUGAUGACCAGUCAUCCCAACCUCAAUUUGUUUGCUGCAGGUCAUGAUAACGGCAUGGUUGUUUUCAAAUUGGAACGCGAACGGCCCGCUUAUACCGUACAUGGCAACUUACUUUACUACGUCAAGGAUCGCUUUCUGCGCAAACUCGAUUUCACCACCUCUAAGGACAUCCCCGUUAUCCAGAUACGCGGCGGCGGCAAAGUGCCCGUCUACAGGAUGUCCUUCAAUCCGGCCGAGAACGCCGUGCUGCUGUGCACGCGCACCUCCAACCUGGACAACAGCACCUACGAUCUGUACAUGAACCCCAAGGAGCAGGAGCGCGAAGACCACGUGCCCGAAGCGGAGAGCAAGAGGAGUUCGGGGCUCACGGCUUUGUGGGUAGCCAGGAACAGAUUCGCGGUGCUUGAUAGGACUCAUCAGUUGAUCAUCAAGAAUCUGAAAAACGAGGUAACCAAAAAAGUUCAAACGCCAACUUGUGAUGAAGUAUUUUAUGCUGGUACGGGAAUGUUGUUGCUGAGAGAUACCGAACAUGUUACUCUUUUCGACGUACAGCAGAAGAGGACAUUGGCUCAAGUUAAAAUCAACAAAUGCAGAUAUGUAGUUUGGUCGUCGGAUAUGUCUCACAUCGCUCUACUAUCCAAACACAAUGUAACAAUUUGCAACCGAAAAUUGGAUGUGCUUUGUUCUCUACACGAAAAUACUAGAGUGAAAUCAGGGGCUUGGGAUGAUUCUGGAGUUUUCAUCUAUACUACAAGCAAUCACAUCAAAUACACUUUGAACAAUGGCGACCACGGCAUCAUCCGCACCCUCGACCUGCCCAUCUACAUCACCCGCGUGAAGGGCAGCCAAGUCUUUUGCCUGGACCGCGAGUGCAAACCGAGAGUCCUCACCGUCGACCCCACCGAGUACAAGUUCAAGCUGGCGCUGAUCAGCCACAAGUACGAGGAGGUGCUGUACAUGGUGCGGAACGCGAGGCUGGUCGGUCAGUCGAUCAUCUCGUAUUUGCAGCAGAAAGGGUAUCCUGAGGUGGCGCUGCAUUUCGUCAAGGACGACAAGACUAGGUUCACUCUCGCUUUGGAAUGCGGCAACAUCGAGAUCGCCCUGGAGGCGGCCAAAGCGCUGAACGACAAGGCCUGCUGGGACCAGCUGGCGCAGGCCGCCCUAUGGCAGGGCAACCACCAGGUGGUCGAGAUGUGCUAUCAGCGCACCAAGAGCUUCGAGAAGCUGUCCUUCCUCUAUCUGAUCACCGGCAAUCUCGACAAGCUGCGGAAGAUGAUGAAAAUCGCCGAGAUACGCAAGGCCAGAUCGUCUCAGUAUCACGGGGCUCUUCUGUUAGGUGAUCUGGAUGAAAGAGUGAAAAUUCUGAAAGCUUCCAACCAGACUUCGCUCGCCUAUUUGACAGCCGCCACCCAUGGGAUGCGCGAGGAGGCGGAGCUCCUGAGCCAGCAGAUCGGCGACGACAAAAAACUUCCCGAUAUCGAUCCUGACGCGAAAUUUUUGAGACCGCCUCCGCCGAUCCAGCAGGCCGAAUCCAAUUGGCCGCUGUUGACUGUCAGCAGGAGUUUCUUCGAGAACACCGCCGCCGCAUCGUCCGCCUCCUCCGCCAUGAAAUCCCUGAUGGCCGACCCCGCGUCGGCGGCCGGCGACGUCGAGGUGGAGGCGGGUGGCUGGGGCGACGAAGACGACGUCGACGAAGACGCCCCCGAGGAGAGGGGCGGGGCCGCUGAGGGGGCGGGAGACGGGGGGUGGGACGUGGAAGACGCCGACCUCGAGAUACCGGAUGUGGGGCCGACGAGAGAGGCGGAUCAGGGGGCGGAGGGAUAUGUUCAUCUGCCUACGCAAGGUCAAUCGCCUCUCCUGGCCUGGACCAAGCACUCUCAGCUGGCUGCCGACCACGCGGCCGCAGGCUCCUUCGAAUCGGCCGCCCGCCUGCUGCACGACCAGGUGGGCGUGGUCGACUUCGCGCCGUACGAGCGACUGUUCGCCGCGCUGUACGGCGGCGCGCGCACCGCUCGUGCUGCCCAACCCAACGUGCCGCCCACGUUCGCCUGCCCGCUGAGGAACUGGAAGGAGGGCGGCGCGAAGGGCGGGCUGCCGGCGGUGGGGGUGCGGCUCAACGAUUUGGUGGGGAAGUUGCAGGUGUGCUACCAACUCACCACGGGCGGCAAAUUCACCGAGGCCAUCGAAAAGUUCCACUCCCUCCUCCUCGCCAUCACCCUCCUCGUGGUCGACAACAAGCAGGAAAUCACCGAGGCGCAGCAGCUGCUGCGCAUCUGCAGCGAGUACAUCUGCGGCCUGCAGAUGGAAACACUCCGCAAGACCCUGCCCAAGACCACUCUGGAGGAGCAGAAGCGCCAAGGCGAGAUGGCCGCCUAUUUCACGCACUGCAAGUUGCAGCCCGUCCACCAGAUCCUCACGCUCAGAACCAGUUUGAACAUGUUCUUCAAGCUGAAGAACUACAGGACGGCUGCGUCGUUCGCGAAGAGGUUGCUGGAGCUGGGGCCCCGGCCCGAGGUGGCGCAGCAGGCCAGGAAAAUCUUGCAGGCCUGCGAUUCCAACCUAACAGACGAGCUGCAGCUGCAGUACGACGAGCACAAUCCGUUUUCCCUGUGCGGGUAUUCCUACACGCCCAUUUACAGGGGGAAGCCCGAGGAGAAGUGUCCCCUAUGUGGGACCGCUUAUUUGCCCAAGUAUAAGGGGUGUUUGUGCAAUACCUGUAAGGUCGCGGAGAUCGGUAAGGACGCUAUCGGGUUGAGGAUCAGUUCUCAUCAGUUCAGAUGAAUUUUUUCCAUUUAUAUUCUAUGAUAAUGAUGAUAAUAUUAUAAGAAUCUGUAGUUAUAUCAUGUCUAUAAUUAUCUUGAUGAUUGUUGAUCACGUUUCACAUGAUCAGAUACAACAGUCUCAUCAUUUGUAUUAUACAUUGCAAAAUGAUAUCGAGUCCUACCGACUGCGCCAAUUUUCAAAGACAUAAUUACAAAUAAUAUGAUACUUCUACAAUCUUCAAUCCGUUGAAGCAUCCUUCCAUUUCAUUUUCAAUAAGAUAAUUAUCAUGCAGGCUUGAUAUGGAUAGGUACAGAAUUUUAUUACAAAUAACAUAUAUAAGUAUUCUUGUUGUGUAGUAUGAUAAUCUGAAUAAAAAAUAAUUAUUGG
Molecule: messenger RNA, 4143 nt
Organism: Phaedon cochleariae (mustard beetle)
Lineage: Eukaryota; Metazoa; Arthropoda; Insecta; Coleoptera; Chrysomelidae
Source: the annotation of a GenBank genome assembly